Messenger RNA from Miscanthus lutarioriparius, 621 nucleotides. The record is from the annotation of a GenBank genome assembly. Lineage: Eukaryota; Viridiplantae; Streptophyta; Magnoliopsida; Poales; Poaceae.
AUGGCGUUCUCCGGCGGAUCUAGUGGUUCCCGCCUUCAAUCUCCAUCUGGUUCCUUGUUCUUCAUCCCUGAAAGUCGAUUGAGACUCGUUCUUAGCAUCCUCGACGCAUCUCCGUCUUCUGUCCGUCGUUCUCAUCGUCGGCCGCCGCCACCUCCGGGGCUCCAGUCUCCGUUGAGGUACCGGGGGUGUGCAUUCGGUCCAUCUCAUCGUCGUUUCCGGCGCUCCGGCUCUAGAGCCGUCGAGGAAUCAGAGACGACAAAGAUGGCCCCAGGCGUAGGCGACGCCGAUGAAGGGGAGUUUGAUCACUCCCAGAACGACGAGCUGCGGAUGUGCGGGUUAGCUGGGGAUGAGGAGGAGGAUGAUGUCCCCGAGGACUGCGCCAAGCUAUUUGGGCGGUCUGCUGCUGAUCCCCUUCCCUGUGACCAAGAUGCGGUCCCGGUCCACGGGGAAGGGCCCGAUCCCGAUGCCGACGGUGGCGACAGUGAGGUGGCAGGCUCCAAUCGGCCUUCUACCUCUGCUGUCUGGGAUGAUUUUGAGAAGCACUUCAAGAAGCUAUUUGGGCGGUCUGCUCCAAUCUUUGCUGUUCUUUGCUCUUUGCUGUUUUUUGCUGGCAUUGUCUGA